Molecule: messenger RNA, 501 nt
Organism: Grosmannia clavigera kw1407
Lineage: Eukaryota; Fungi; Ascomycota; Sordariomycetes; Ophiostomatales; Ophiostomataceae
Exons: 2
Coding region: 1-501 (166 amino acids)
Source: RefSeq, a predicted model, not a curated record
AUGUCUGAUAACGAGUGGCUCGCUGCCGGUGUCGACAUUAGCGACGAGGACAUCAACGGCAGCAUUUUCGACAAUAUGAUCGGCGGCUACUUUGAGGCUGCUAUUCCCGUGGCCCAGUCGCCGGCUCCCUUCGCUGAGCCCGUCGCUGUGCCCGUCGCUCCCAUUGACCCGCUGCCGGCCCCAGUGGCAGCCCCAGUGGCAGAGCCGCCGGCUCCUGUGGCCGAAGCGUCCGCUCCCGUGGCCGAAGCACCUGCUCGUGUCGCUCAGCCCGUUGUUGAGGUCCCCUCGGUCCCGAAUAUGAAUGCGGCCGCACGGAGGGCAGCACGUUACGCCGCCAUUACCGCCAAGAGAGUCGCGACGAUGGCCAGAAAACGAGAGGCAGCUGAGGCGGCCAGGAUUCGAAGUGCCCGCAAUUUCGCUGCCCGUCGCGAACGCGAAGCCGCCGGCGAGUCCUCUGGUGCUGCAGGCCCUGCAAGGGAGUCCGGCGUUCCCUCGUCGUAG